Messenger RNA from Vittaforma corneae ATCC 50505, 498 nucleotides. RefSeq lists its product as uncharacterized. The record is from RefSeq and is a predicted model, not a curated record. Gene Ontology annotation, cellular component: Golgi membrane; COPII-coated ER to Golgi transport vesicle; endoplasmic reticulum membrane. The transcript has a single exon. The coding region runs from base 1 to 498 and encodes 165 amino acids. Lineage: Eukaryota; Fungi; Microsporidia; Nosematidae. Gene Ontology annotation, molecular function: COPII receptor activity. Gene Ontology annotation, biological process: endoplasmic reticulum to Golgi vesicle-mediated transport.
AUGAUUUUCACAUUCCUGAAAGUUUCAGUCUUUCUCAUUCUUGGAAUACUUGCUCUGGUGGGCAUUGGUGUUGGAUUUAUAUGGUUGAUAGACUAUUUUGACGCAAAUCCUUACGGCUCGAAGGAGUUGGUGCAAAAGGUACUGUACACCUCUGUGGCCCUCCAUGUUCUAUUUUUGCUCACAGGCAUGCCAAUUUUACAAAUACUCUAUAGUCUCGGUGUUCAGUAUUGUUUCAAUACAUUGUUUGACACAUAUUCGCUCAUUCGUGUGGAAGAUCCGCGGUUCAUUGGCGGACUCAUAGGCUCACUUGUAAACUACUUUCUCAUGCUAAGGUUCUUUACUGUAUAUGAAAAGAAAAUUAUUCUGUUUAUUCCUUAUUUGUGCAUCAUCUGGGCUACACCAGUUUGCUUCUUCUUCAGUAUCAGUGUAAACGAGGAUACGCUAUUUGUAAAAAAAGGUGGGAAAAAAGAGCAAAACAUAUGCUGGACUGUUCCUUGA